AUGACAGAGAGAAACCCCGCUUUCGUACUGCAGUCUAUCAGGAACGUCACGUUCGAAGACCGUGAAGUGCCGAAACUCAGGGAUGAACAUGAUGUCCGAGUCCACAUUGAGCAGACUGGCAUCUGCGGCAGUGACGUUCACUACUGGCAGCGUGGCCGGAUUGGUGACUUCAUCCUGAACAGCCCCAUUGUGCUGGGGCAUGAGAGCGCCGGAACGGUGGUUGAGAUAGGCAGCAAGGUCAAAAACGUCAAAGUUGGAGAUCGAGUCGCUAUCGAGCCUGGGGUUCCGUGCCGACACUGCGACUACUGUCGAUCUGGUGCUUACAAUCUGUGCGCCGAUACCAUCUUCGCGGCCACUCCGCCGUGGGAUGGUACUCUCCAGAAGUACUACAUCGUUGCCGGUGAUUACUGUUACCCAAUCCCGGAUCAUAUGACAGCGGAAGACGGAGCUCUUGUCGAGCCCGUAGCCGUGGCAGUCCAGAUCUGCAAGGUCGCCGACCUCCGAGCUGGACAAACCGUUCUUGUCUUUGGCUGUGGCCCCAUCGGGGCGCUCUGUCAGGCCGUUGCAAAGGGAUAUGGCGCUUCCAAGGUGAUCGGAGUUGAUAUUUCCAAGUCGCGGGCAGCUUUUGCGGAGAAGUACGGAGCCGAUGGCAUCUUCAUCCCAGAAAAGCCGUCAGACCCAAACCUCGAUCCAGUCGAUGCGUCCAGGGCAACUGCUGAGAAGAUAGUUGAACAAUUCGGUCUCGGUGAAGGCGCGGAUGUGGUUCUUGAAUGCACCGGCGCAGCGCCUUGCAUACAAGCCGGUAUUUUUGCGGCUAGAAAGGGAGGCACAUAUGUCCAAGCUGGUAUGGGCCAGGAGAACGUUGUAUUCCCCAUCACAACGGCAUGCAUCAGGGCGCUGAACAUUAAGGGAUCUAUCCGUUACACCACUGGGUGUUACCCCAAGGCAGUGGAACUGGUAGCAUCGGGCAAGGUCAACCCUAGGGCCCUGAUUACGCACAGGUUUAAGUUUGAGCAAUCACUGGAAGCAUUUGAGGUGGUCAAGAAAGCGUCAGAGGAUACGUUGAAAGUUAUGAUCGAGGGUGUUCAGUAG
Molecule: messenger RNA, 1092 nt
Organism: Neoarthrinium moseri
Lineage: Eukaryota; Fungi; Ascomycota; Sordariomycetes; Amphisphaeriales; Apiosporaceae
Exons: 4
Coding region: 1-1092 (363 amino acids)
Biological process (GO): D-sorbitol catabolic process
Molecular function (GO): L-iditol 2-dehydrogenase (NAD+) activity; zinc ion binding
Source: RefSeq, a predicted model, not a curated record